Messenger RNA from Gavialis gangeticus (Gharial), 2403 nucleotides. RefSeq names its product prolactin-releasing peptide receptor-like. Gene Ontology annotation, cellular component: plasma membrane; neuron projection. Gene Ontology annotation, biological process: G protein-coupled receptor signaling pathway. The transcript has a single exon. Lineage: Eukaryota; Metazoa; Chordata; Crocodylia; Gavialidae. The coding region runs from base 1 to 1059 and encodes 352 amino acids. Gene Ontology annotation, molecular function: neuropeptide binding; neuropeptide Y receptor activity. The record is from RefSeq and is a predicted model, not a curated record.
AUGACUGACUUCUUGGAAGACUGGGGCUCUGGCUCCAUAUCCACCAACCAGACCCAGCCUGCACUCACCUCUACCUCCAAUGGGACCUUGGUGACUUUCCAGGGUUUGGAGCUGGUGCAGAAGCUGAAGGCACUGAUCAUCUUGCUGUAUACGGCCGUGGUGGUGGUGGGCAUGCUGGGGAACUGCUUGCUGGUCCAUGUCAUUGUGCGGGUGAAGAAGAUGCACAAUGUCACCAACUUCCUCAUUGGGAACCUGGCUCUGUCUGAUGUGGCCAUGUGCACCACCUGCAUUCCACUCACCUUGGCCUAUGUCUUUGAGCCCCAUGGCUGGAUCUUCGGCAGCACCACAUGCUACUUUGUCUACUUCAUGCAGCCUGUCACUGUCUAUGUCUCUGUCUUCACUCUGGCCACCAUCGCCAUGGACCGGUACAUUGUCAUUGUCCACCCGCUAAGGCGCCGCAUCUCACUACAGCUUACUGCCUACAUAGUGCUCUUCAUCUGGAUACUCUCUGGCUGCUUGGCACUCCCAGCCAUGGCCCAUACCUACUAUGUGGAGCUGAGCCAGCAGGGGAUCACCUUGUGUGAGGAGUUCUGGGGGAAGCAGGAGAGCCAGCGGCAGACUUAUGCCCUCUGCCUGCUGCUCAUUACUUACCUCUGCCCCUUGCUGGCAAUCCUGGUCUCCUACACCAAGAUCUCCCUCAAGCUUAAGAACAGGGUCAUGCCAGGCACUGUCACCCAGAGCCAGGCUGACUGGGACAGAGCCAGGCGCCGGAGGACCUUCUGCCUACUGGUCAUGGUGGUGGUGGUCUUUGGGGUGUGUUGGCUGCCUUUGCAUACUUUCAACCUCAUCCGGGACAUCAACAUCAAUGCCAUCGAUGCCUAUUAUUUCAGUCUGGUCCAGCUGCUGUGCCACUGGUUUGCCAUGAGCUCUGCCUGCUACAACCCCUUCAUCUAUGCCUGGCUGCAUGAUAGCUUCAGGGAGGAGCUAAAGACGUUACUUGUUUGGCAGAGGAAGGUAGCUCCCUACGGACAAAGUGUGACUGUCAGUGUUGUUAUCUGACCAGCUGCCCUGAACCUUCUUACAGGGUCUUGGGGUUUCAGUGAGCUACUGAAGGGCAUUUGGUUUCUUAAGCUGCAAAUGAAAACAGUGAGACAUAAGAAUCAAGUGCAUCCAACCCUGGACAAAGCACACCCUGCCUGACUCUACUUUGAAAUCUGUGGUGACCACUCCCAUUUAGAGGCCAUGGGUCUCUGCAAGGAGUGUACAUGAAUUGUGUACUCCAUAGGCUGUUUCUCUGCAAGCACUGGUCUGGAAUAGGGAAGUCUGGGACAGUGCAUAUGGGAGGCAUGAAUCCACGUUAAGUUUAGCUCCAUAAAAACACAUCAUAAACAUGCAUAGAGAUUUCCAUUGAAAAUUAGCAGGAAGUAUUUCACUUGAAAGGAGGCAAGGGACAUCUCUGCUUCAUGUUAGGAAAAAACAUCCCCUGAAAGAAGAUUCAGCGCAUAAGAACACAACCUGCACAACUCUGGUACUUGCUGUGUUAAUGCAACUUCUAUUGCAGAUGCUUGGCACAUCUUGGAACUUAGCAUAUACUAAGAGUAAUGAGGCAUGUUGAUAUAGAUUUCCAAAUGGGAAACAAAAAAUAAACAAGAGAUGCUAGUGGUCAAUAUUUUCCCUAUUUUGUGGAGCUAGAUUCCUUCACAAUAUUCAGGAUUAUAUUUUGUGUUCCUGGUGUCUCCUUUUAAAAAAAAAUUGUACCAUUGUGGCUAUCACAGCUCAGAAGCUUAGGAAAACCUUGCCAUGUGUCAGAAGGUAAAAAAGAAAAGGCCAAGGAAGAAAGGGAACACUGCACUGCUAUUCACUUUUGUACCAAACGUUGUCUUCAAUGGAAUUCCCUUACUGUGGCAGUGGGGGAGGGACAAGCCACCCUAUAUAAAACUUUUUACAGACUAGUUUCUGCAGAUAGAUGUACAGUGUGACCCAGAUACACAAGGAUGGGACACAUACUUCAUUCUAUAUAUUAGAUACCUGACUAGGAACAGUGGAGUAGGGAGUGACAAAUGGCAUGUACAAGAUGAAUAGUAUGAAUACAAGAGCCAUUAAAGUGAAGACGUGGCAAAAGCAGAGAGAAAUGCUUUUAUUUGAGGUUAGCUCAUUCUCCCAAGAAGUGUACAGACAUACAUAUAAAGCUUCUCACUAAAGCAGCUUUUCCUCUUGACCAGCUGCUGAAAUUACAUUGCAUCUUACAACCACCCAUAUCAACAGAGGUCUUGCUCCCCAGUUGUCUAGAUUUUUAUCAGGUCGUUUUUCACCUUAGUGUCAGAUCAUCUAUGGUGUUGGCUAUAAUCACCUAGAAAAAAAGGCAGCAUGAGGAAAUUGUGAAUGAAUGAAUGUGCAAGGGCU